This is a messenger RNA of Microplitis demolitor, 588 nucleotides long. Its product is annotated as ankyrin repeat and SOCS box protein 3-like. The record is from RefSeq and is a predicted model, not a curated record. The transcript has 2 exons. Lineage: Eukaryota; Metazoa; Arthropoda; Insecta; Hymenoptera; Braconidae. Bases 1 to 588 code for a protein of 195 amino acids. Gene Ontology annotation, molecular function: protein binding.
AUGAAUCCGUCAAUGCUUAACGAAGAAAACAUGAUGACUUCAGACAUUUUUUGCAAUUCGCGGAUAAUUGCAGGCUACCCGCCUUUAUCUGUUGCAAUUCGGGAAGGUCAUGAAGAAAUGGUUGAGCUGCUGUUGAAAGGUGGUGCUGAUCCGAAUGUUGAUAACUACAGAGAUAUAUCACCACUAGUUCAUGCUGCCGAAAAAGGGAAUUUAAAUAUUAUAAAGUUAUUACUUGGAUACGGUGCGAACAUCAACCUGGUACCAGUCAAUGGAUGCGUAACUAAAAGUGCUCUACAUUGUGCCGUCGUUCGCGAGAACUUGGAUGUGGUGAAAUUAUUAUUGGACAACAUCAUGAUAGACGUCGAUACAGUUAUCAGCAACAAGAUGACAGCUCUCCAUUCCGGAGCUUUGUUUGUCGAUGACAAUUUAAAUAUUGUACAGCAUCUGCUUGAUGCUGGUGCUGACGUAAACGCAAUAAAUGGAUCUGGUCAUUCAGCACUAGACAUAUCCCGGCUAAAAUGUUCAUCGGAGAUUGAAUCAAUGAUACUUAGUCACAUUGUUAAACUCACUGCGUAUGGACCAACAUAG